Molecule: messenger RNA, 423 nt
Organism: Aphanomyces astaci
Lineage: Eukaryota; Oomycota; Saprolegniomycetes; Saprolegniales; Verrucalvaceae
Exons: 1
Coding region: 1-423 (140 amino acids)
Molecular function (GO): nucleic acid binding
Source: RefSeq, a predicted model, not a curated record
AUGCAACCUUACAUCUCGUCCGCGUCGCCACUGCCCAUCGUGUACAUGGAUGAGUCCUACAUCCAUCACCACUACAAGGCUCACCAAGAUAGUCUGUACGACACAAGCGACGUUCUAGACAAGAUUUCAAAUGAAAAGCACAAGGGCCAACGCUACUGUUUCAUUACGGGCAUCUUGGAUUCACUGACCAUGACCAGCUGUGUGGUCGGACUGGACAUUUUUACGGGUGGGAAGUCAAGAGUGAAGGAACCGAAGGACUAUCAUGGUAUGUUUAACGAUGACUACUUUGUCGGAUGGUUCAGCAAGUUGUUGGAUGAGUUGGACAGUCUUGGGGUGGUCAACGCGCUGAUUGUUAUGGACAACGCAAAAUACCACAAGGGGCACCCAAAGGAUACACCGACCAGUCGCCUCUGCAAGAAGUGA